UCAUCGGUCACUCAGGUAUGCAGGGACUUCCUCUGGCCAUCUGCGAAAGAGCGAACCGAAUCCCCGUGGACUUCCUGAGACAUUUAGCAUCAGUUUCUCCUGUGAACAUACACAUGGAUAGACCACCUGUCAAAGGAUUGAACCCACAUGGAGUCAGACUGUCUUAUAAGCGAAUGAUAUUUUAUACAGUAUGUAUCUUAAUAUUUUGAUGUCACUCUCUGUCUGUCUUCAGGUAUGGGUUAUUCAUCAUAUGUGGGGUUGCCCAGGCGUCUGCACCCCAUUGGCUGAUUCACCAGCAUGUACUGUAGAAACGGCCUAUCAGAUGGCACCAGCAUUAGCUCCGCCUCCUCUGAGGGAAGUGACAGCUCUGUGUCUGUGGACGGCCUGAACGCUGACUACGUGAAGAGCUACGAUGCUGUCGUGUUCGAUGUGCUGAAAGUGACACCAGAGGAGUUUGCAAGCCAAAUCACCCUGAUGGACGCCCCUGUGUUUAAGGCCAUACAGCCAGAGGAGCUUUCUAGCUGUGGCUGGAACAAAAAGGAGAAACACAGUUUGGCUCCUAAUGUUGUUGCCAUCACACGGAGGUUCAACCAGGUGAGCUUCUGGUUGGUACGGGAAAUCCUGAUCGCUCAAACCCUGAAGAUCCGUGCUGAGAUCCUGAGCCACUUCAUCAAAAUCGCAAAGAAACUUCUAGAGCUGAAUAACCUUCAUUCUAUGGUGUCGGUGGUGUCUGCAUUGCAAAGCGCUCCCAUUUUUAGACUGAGCAAGACCUGGGCGCUUAUCAGUCGGAAGGACAAGGCCACGUUUGAGAAGCUGGACUACCUGACCUCCAAAGAGGAGAACUACGCCAGGAUGAGAGAGUACAUCCGCUCCCUCAAGAUGGUGCCAUGCAUCCCUACCUGGGUGAGUCCUCAUCUGGGUGUCUGCUUUCUCCCCAAACAUGCUUUACUUCACCUGCCAGUGGGGCAAUGA
Carassius auratus (goldfish) is the source of this 972-nucleotide messenger RNA. Its product is annotated as ras-specific guanine nucleotide-releasing factor RalGPS1-like. Gene Ontology annotation, biological process: Ras protein signal transduction. Gene Ontology annotation, cellular component: plasma membrane. The record is from RefSeq and is a predicted model, not a curated record. Gene Ontology annotation, molecular function: guanyl-nucleotide exchange factor activity. Bases 298 to 972 code for a protein of 224 amino acids. NCBI's taxonomy places the organism in Eukaryota, Metazoa, Chordata, Actinopteri, Cypriniformes, Cyprinidae. The transcript is spliced from 7 exons.